This is a messenger RNA of Cercocebus atys (sooty mangabey), 1681 nucleotides long. RefSeq names its product CCZ1 vacuolar protein trafficking and biogenesis associated homolog B (S. cerevisiae) (gene CCZ1B). The coding region runs from base 103 to 1314 and encodes 403 amino acids. The transcript is spliced from 11 exons. NCBI's taxonomy places the organism in Eukaryota, Metazoa, Chordata, Mammalia, Primates, Cercopithecidae. Gene Ontology annotation, biological process: vesicle-mediated transport. The record is from RefSeq and is a predicted model, not a curated record. Gene Ontology annotation, cellular component: Mon1-Ccz1 complex; intracellular membrane-bounded organelle.
UUCCGGGGCGGCGGCGAGGGAGGUGGAAGUGCAGUGUCCUGGCAGGUGGCUGCUGUAGCUGGGCGGGCCGUGGGAGGCUCCCGAGGUGGGGGCCCGGUCGGGAUGGCUGCAGCGGCGGCUGGGGCCGGGAGCGGGCCCUGGGCGACCCAGGAGAAGCAGUUCCCGCCGGUGCUGCUGAGUUUCUUCAUCUACAACCCGCGCUUCGGGCCGCGCGAAGGAGAGGAGGAAAAUAAGAUUUUAUUUUAUCAUCCAAAUGAGGUAGAAAAGAAUGAAAAGAUUAGAAAUGUCGGAUUGUGUGAAGCUAUUGUACAGUUCACAAGGACCUUUAGCCCAUCAAAACCUGCAAAAUCUUUACAUACCCAGAAGAAUAGACAGUUCUUCAAUGAACCAGAAGAACAUUUCUGGAUGGUCAUGGUUGUUCGGAAUCCUAUAAUUGAAAAACAGAGUAAAGAUGGAAAACCAGUUAUUGAAUAUCAAGAGGAGGAGUUGUUGGACAAGGUUUACAGUUCAGUGCUACAGCAGUGCUACAGCAUGUACAAGGUAAGCCUGGCAUUCGUUUUGAACCGAGAGUCCAACCAGUUACCCCUAUGCCUUACUUUUUUUCCACAGUAUUUGCAAACGCUACAUUUGCAGUCAUGUGACCUACUUGACAUUUUUGGUGGAAUCAGCUUCUUCCCAUUGGAUAAAAUGACUUAUUUGAAAAUCCAGUCCUUUAUUAAUAGAGUGGAGGAAAGCCUGAAUAUAGUCAAAUACACUGCGUUUCUCUAUAACGAUCAGCUCAUCUGGAGUGGAUUAGAACAAGACGACAUGAGAAUUUUAUACAAAUACCUCACCACCUCCCUUUUUCCAAGGCACAUGGAGCCUGAGGCCAUGAGUGCGGCUGUGUGCUUUAUGAUCGACGCCUCUAUCCAGCCAACGCUGGAUUUUUGCCGAAGACUGGACAGCGUCGUCGGGCCCCAGCUCACGGUGCUGGCCUCUGACAUCUGCGAGCAGUUUAACAUCAACAAGAGGAUGUCUGGGUCUGAGAAAGAACCCCAGUUUAAGUUUAUUUACUUCAACCACAUGAAUCUGGCCGAGAAGAGCACAGUUCACAUGAGGAAAACGCCCAGUGUGUCACUCACUUCCGUGCACCCGGAUUUAAUGAAGAUUCUCGGUGACAUCAACAGUGACUUCACCAGAGUGGAUGAGGAUGAGGAGAUCAUCGUGAAGGCCAUGAGUGAUUACUGGGUUGUUGGAAAGAAGUCUGAUCGGCGGGAGCUCUAUGUUAUUUUGAAUCAAAAAAAUGCAAACCUGAUUGAAGUAAACGGUAAGUAGGAUUUGGUAUUUCAGGAGAAUUUUAAUGCUGCUGAUACGGAAAAGUUGUUUUUCACUGUAUUAAACCUGGUUAAAAAAUAGAAACGUGAGAAAUAGAACAAAUGUCUGCUGAGAUUGUAACAGGUGCCUUCAACAUUUUCAACAUUUGGUCCCUUUUCUCUUUCUUGGAAAACUGACGGGACUUUCUCUUAGCACAGGAAACUUGACAAUGGGCGCCAAAGAAAAUUAUUUUCUACAAUGCUAAAAAAUAAUAAUAAUAAUAACUUUACUGUGUAUUAAGAAAUGUCCCCUUUUUGGAGACAGGGGUCUCACUUUGUCACACAGGCUAGAGUGCAGUGGUGCAAUCAUAGCUCACCACAGCCUCCAA